AUGAAUAUUUAUAACACUAUGCAAGUUACUGAUAUUUUGAUUGUUAGUUAACUUGUCAUAGAUUUUCAUUUAUUGUACUUGGUGAGUGUCGGUUUAAUAGAUCAGUCUUGUUUAGAACUUUGACCCUUUGAAAUAAACAUGUGAAUCAAGUACAUUAAACCUGAUCAACAAACAUCAAACGUGUUUUUUUUUAAAUCUUUAACUAUUAUUUGUAUUAUCGCUCAGGUUUUGAAACGGCACGAUGCCGAUUGCUAUAGGAUUUGAGGGAAGUGCUAAUAAGAUUGGAGUAGGAAUUAUUCGAGAUGGAGAGGUUAUAUCUAAUCCACGGAUGACGUACAUUACACCUCCAGGACUCGGUUUUCAACCAAGAGAUACGGCAAAACACCAUAGGGAGAACGUUUUAAGUAUAUUAAAGGAAGCUCUACGUGAAGCAAAUAUAACUCCAAAAGAAAUUGAUGUUGUUUGUUUCACAAAAGGCCCCGGUAUGGCGGCCCCAUUAAUCUCUGUAGCGGUUGUUGCGAGAACUUUAGCGCAACUCUGGAAGAAACCACUUUUAGGUGUAAAUCAUUGCAUUGGACAUAUUGAAAUGGGCAGGGUUGUCACCAAAGCUGAUAAUCCAACUGUUUUGUAUGUUAGUGGAGGAAAUACGCAAGUUAUAGCCUACUCCGAGAAUCGUUAUCGUAUUUUCGGUGAAACAAUAGAUUUAGCUGUUGGAAACUGUCUUGAUCGUUUCGCUCGACUGCUAAAUCUUUCAAAUGACCCUAGUCCCGGUUAUAAUAUAGAAUUAUUAGCAAGAAAUGGUAAAAAAUUUCUCGAGUUGCCUUAUUGCGUUAAAGGAAUGGAUGUAUCAUUUAGUGGUCUUUUAUCUUUUAUCGAGGAACGAGCUGCCUCAUUGUUAAGAAAAAACGAAUAUACAAGAGAAGAUCUAUGUUUUUCUCUCCAAGAAACGAUUUUUGCUAUGCUUGUUGAAAUAACUGAAAGGGCUAUGGCUCAUUGUGGCUCGAAGCAAGUUCUGGUUGUAGGCGGAGUCGGUUGUAACAUAAGAUUACAACAGAUGUUACAAAUAAUGGCAGAGGAAAGAAAUGCAUCUGUAUGUGCAAUGGACGAAAGAUACUGCAUUGAUAACGGUGCAAUGAUAGCUCAAGCUGGCUUGCAAAUGUUUACGCACGGUCAAAGGAUGGAUUGGAAUGAAACGUUUUGUACUCAAAGAUAUAGAACGGACGAUGUGUACGUUUCUUGGAGAGAUUGAAAAAUUAGUGUAUUCUCUCUACUGUUGCUUUUUUCAUACAGUUUUUUAUAUUCAAUUUAUUAUUUGUUAAAUAAAUCAAUUUUUCAUUUGUAAAGAAAUCAAAAAUUCAGGAAAGAAAGAAUAAAAUUAAAAAUAAUAUAACUUUAUCCCAGUUUUAAAAGAAAACUUCUUAUUGAUUAACCUAUUUUACAUUUUGUAAAUAACCAUUCUUACAUCUGCUGAGAUGAGGUUAUUUUAUGCAUACAAUUUCAAUAGCCUAGUUUCAAUAAAUGUUCAUUUGGUGUAAUAUUCUAAACUAUCAAUAUUAGAGAAUCCACGUGUCGUUCGCUUGUAGUUAUUUUCGUACGAUUUUUUAAUCAUAAAUAUAAUAAUCUUAUCUGAAAGGAAUAUUCAUUAUAGAUAAAAAAAAGACAUAUUUAUGCUUUAAUUGAUAGCGAAAGA
Dimorphilus gyrociliatus is the source of this 1690-nucleotide messenger RNA. Lineage: Eukaryota; Metazoa; Annelida; Polychaeta; Dinophilidae. The record is from the annotation of a GenBank genome assembly.